AUUAUUGCUGGAACAUAUGAGCGUUUAUUGUAUGGACUGUCUUGCUCCACUAGUCCUGACAACACUAUCACUCCAGUUUUUAUCUACCCAGCACACAUCAACUGUAUCAAGACGGUUGCAGCUGGGUGUCGAUUUCUAGCCACUGGGUCCACUGAUGAGCAUGUCAAACUAUACGAUCUCCGAAAAUGCAAAGAGGUUGGAACAUUGAUGCAUCACUCUGGUACAAUCACUGCUCUUGCGUUUUACAAUAGUUCUCAUCUCAUGACUGCAUCCGAGGAUGGCACAAUCGGCAUUGUGCGAUCGAGUGACUGGGAGCUACUCAAGACUUUAAAAGGACACACCUCGUCGAUUCUUUCUAUUGCUGUUCAUCCAUCUGGAAAGAUUUUAUUAAGCGUUUCCAAAGACAAGACUCUUCGGUGCUGGGAUCUGAUGCGUGGCGUGUGCGCAUAUACACUUAAAUUGCAUGCUAUUGCCGAACAGGUUGUUUGGAGUCCUUCAGGCAGUCAUUAUGCUCUUCUCUUUAGCAAUUCCGUUAUCGUUUAUCUCGUAGAAACUGGCGACGUUUUUGGGAAAUUCGAUAGUCCCCGAUCAAGACUCAAUGCCAUAUCCUUCACUUUGUGUACUGCUUCCGACUCUACGAAAACAGAGGUAAUCAUUAUUGGUGGUGAGGAUAAAAUCAUUACAGUCAUAUUGCCUACUGGAAAAGUGUCUAUGCAAUGGAAAUCAGGACACGACUCGCGUAUAAAAGAUAUUGCGGCAUUGGUGUGUACAAAGCGCCAAACGACUGUUUUUGCAACAUGUUCUUCGGAUGGAGCCAUUUUCAUAUGGGAUUUAAAUAUG
Batrachochytrium dendrobatidis JAM81 is the source of this 840-nucleotide messenger RNA. RefSeq lists its product as uncharacterized. Gene Ontology annotation, molecular function: protein binding. The transcript has a single exon. The record is from RefSeq and is a predicted model, not a curated record. Lineage: Eukaryota; Fungi; Chytridiomycota; Chytridiomycetes; Rhizophydiales. The annotation marks the transcript as partial.